Messenger RNA from Zingiber officinale, 1250 nucleotides. RefSeq names its product calcium uniporter protein 3, mitochondrial-like. Gene Ontology annotation, biological process: calcium import into the mitochondrion; mitochondrial calcium ion homeostasis. Bases 19 to 1137 code for a protein of 372 amino acids. The transcript has 2 exons. The record is from RefSeq and is a predicted model, not a curated record. Gene Ontology annotation, cellular component: mitochondrial inner membrane; uniplex complex. Lineage: Eukaryota; Viridiplantae; Streptophyta; Magnoliopsida; Zingiberales; Zingiberaceae. Gene Ontology annotation, molecular function: uniporter activity; calcium channel activity.
UCGGGUCUCGCUCGCCGUAUGUCGGUCAUCUCCAUCGCCACUAUAAAUAGCGAGAUCCCUCGUUCUUUGCUUGCACCUGGCAGUUCCGUUUCUUGUUUGGAUCCAAACCCAAGUGGUCUUCCAAUGGCAGCCUUCCGGGAGGUUUUCUCUCGGCGGUUCGCCUCCCUCCUCCGCGCUUGCGCCGGUGGUGGCGGUGCUGGCAGCCUUUCCAUACUCGGCCGAUACCCCUUCCUCCAGAAGCGGCCCCUUUUCCAGCCAGCGCUGCCGCCCUACGUUCCCCCGAUGAUCCUCCAGGACGAUCGGAUCGCGGAGCGGAUCCGAGGUCUUAGCCCGUACAGGUCCCCCCUCGACGUGAUCCUGCCGCCGGCGCCGACGCCGACGCCGGAACUGAAAGAGGAGAAAAUGGAGAAAAAGAGUGUGUCUUUGGAGGAGGCGAAGAAGGUAAUAAGGGCGUCGCAGGUGGCGUCCGUACGUUCGCGGCUGCUGACGGCGGGUGAGAGCUGCAUCUCUUAUUCCGACUUUGUACGGAUCUGCUCCGAAGCGACGAAUAGCGAGCAGGGGCUGAAGAUUGCCCGAUCGCUCGAUGAGUCCGGCCUUGUGUUAGUUUUUGGCAACGUCGUAUUCCUGAAGCCCGAAGAGGUCACCCAAACAGUUGAGAACAUGAUCCCAUCAUCUUUAAGCUAUCAGAAUGAUAGAAUGAGAGAGGAAUUGAAGAAGAUGGAAGAGAAGAAACUUGAGAUUGAAAAAAAAGCAGCAGCUCUAGUAAGGAAGGAGUUGUGGCUUGGGUUGGGUUUCAUGUUGGCACAAACUGCUGGACUGAUGCGGUUGACAUUCUGGGAGCUUUCAUGGGAUGUGAUGGAGCCAAUCUGCUUCUAUCUCACCUCCUUCUACUUUUUGGCCGGCUAUUCCUUCUUCCUCAGGACCUCUAAGGAACCCUGCUUUGAGAGCUUCUUUGCAAGCCGCCUUGCCACCAAGCAAAGAUCCCUUAUGGAAGAGCAUAAGUUCAACCUCACUCGCUUCAACGAGCUUUGCCAAAUUUUCGGUCAACCCCUUCCUCCAACUGCUAACCAAAAUUUUACCUCUGCUUCCUAUUGCCAUUGCACGGGAAGAAGAUCAUUAGUAGGUUCCUCUCAGUGAUGUAGUUAUAUUUGAAUUCUGUUGAGCAAUUAAUUCUAGCUAAGCAAAGAAAUGUGUUCUACAAUUUUCAGCAAAGGAAAAAAACAAUCAUAAACAAUUUUUUACCAUGACAA